Xyrauchen texanus (razorback sucker) is the source of this 3411-nucleotide messenger RNA. RefSeq names its product LIM homeobox 1a (gene lhx1a). Gene Ontology annotation, molecular function: RNA polymerase II transcription regulatory region sequence-specific DNA binding; DNA-binding transcription factor activity, RNA polymerase II-specific. Lineage: Eukaryota; Metazoa; Chordata; Actinopteri; Cypriniformes; Catostomidae. Bases 746 to 1963 code for a protein of 405 amino acids. The record is from RefSeq and is a predicted model, not a curated record. Gene Ontology annotation, cellular component: nucleus. Gene Ontology annotation, biological process: neuron differentiation; regulation of transcription by RNA polymerase II. The transcript has 5 exons.
UGUUCGGGGAGAGUCAACAGUCCUGCAACGAGAUGUCAUGCAAAUUCUGUUCACACUAGCAUCUUUCACCUCUUCUAUCUUACCGAGGAAACACCACGCUGUACGGAGGGAGACGCACUUUUCAAGCGUUUGAUGGUCUUUCAUCUUUCAGAGGAACCUAAACAGUGGAUACAUGGACAUGGUAAAGUGCACUCUAAUGUCUCUUGGCUCGCAUGUCUCGUGUGCUAGUUCUGUCCAAGACCGGUUGCAUUAGAUGCUUGCUUUUGAAAGACUUUAAUACAUAUCAUCGCCAAUGCUUCACCUUGUUGACAACGGCUACGUGCUUAUGCGCAAUGAUGUCCUCUUUGUAGCCAACAAACAGUUGGUGUUUUGAAAGAGAAAACAAAUCUCUCUAUGUUGGCUUCAUCGUCUACAAAAUUGGUUGCGUUGAAGAGGAAGAGAAAUAAUGACUGACAACUGACGCAUUACUACCUCAUGUGAAGAUCAUCUUUGUUCAUCUUGAUUUUGGACCGCUACAGGUUUCCGCGUUGAUCGUUCAUAUACACAAAAGUGGUGAAUCUAUUUCAAACAUCUAACUUCUUGAUAUUUUCCUGUCGAACCUCUUCACAAAGACUCUUUUAAGGACUUGAAGCAUCCUUCAGUGUUACGACCCUUUCCCUCCCUCUUUUCUGAAAGAAGGAACAUAGGAACAGACUCUCAGGUUGUGGACACCACGGCCGUAACUGUGGGAGCACAUCCAAAUACGAUGGUCCACUGUGCGGGCUGCGAGAGGCCUAUAUUGGACAGGUUUCUCCUUAAUGUUCUGGACAGAGCAUGGCACAUCAAGUGCGUACAAUGUUGCGAGUGCAAAUGUAACCUAACAGAGAAAUGCUUUUCUCGAGAAGGAAAACUAUAUUGUAAAAACGACUUCUUUAGGCGCUUUGGAACAAAAUGCGCGGGUUGUGCUCAGGGGAUCUCGCCGAAUGACUUGGUCCGGAGGGCACGAAGCAAAGUGUUUCAUCUGAACUGCUUCACAUGCAUGAUGUGUAACAAGCAACUGUCUACAGGGGAGGAAUUGUACAUCAUAGACGAAAAUAAAUUUGUCUGUAAAGAAGAUUAUUUAAGCAGCACGAACGGAAAAGACACCAAUCUCCUUUCAGUUACAGCGUGUAGUGAUCCUAGUUUAUCGCCAGAUUCUCAAGACCAGCUACAAGACGAUGUCAAGGAUGGGGAAAUCGCAAACUUAUCGGACAAAGAAACGGGUAAUAAUGAAAACGACGAUCAGAAUCUCGGAGGAAAACGAAGAGGACCGCGUACUACUAUUAAAGCAAAGCAACUGGAGACAUUGAAAGCGGCAUUCGCGGCGACCCCCAAACCAACGAGACACAUCAGGGAGCAGUUGGCGCAGGAGACGGGGCUCAACAUGCGAGUUAUUCAGGUAUGGUUUCAGAACCGGCGGUCCAAAGAGAGGCGCAUGAAACAGCUGAGCGCGCUCGGCGCGAGGAGACACGCGUUCUUUCGGAGUCCAAGAAGAAUGCGGACGCUAGUGGACAGACUCGAACCUGGAGAAUUAAUUCCAAACGGCCCGUUCUCAUACUAUGGGGAUUAUCAGAGUGAGUACUAUGGUCCAGGAGGGAAUUAUGACUUCUUUCCCCAAGGCCCGCCAUCUUCACAGGCCCAGACUCCUGUAGACCUCCCCUUUGUCCCAUCGUCAGGACCCACUGGUACCCCGUUAGGGGGCAUGGACCAUCCUAUCCCUGGCCACCAUCCAUCCAGUGAAGUACAGCGCUUUUCAGACAUCAUGUCACACCACCCCGGAGACUCACCUAGUCCAGAGCCAGGGAUACCUGGACCACUCCACAGUAUGUCCUCAGAUGUCUUUGGACCCAGUCCUUCCUUUACAUCCCUCUCCCUCAAUGGCAGCGGAUACAGCAACCACCUCUCCCACCCUACAUCAGAAAUGAAUGAGGGCACGGUCUGGUAGCUUCUGUGAAUGGACAUUUCAGUAGAGAGAAAUUAUGAUAAACAGAGGAGACAGGGUGGUAACAGGGACAUUGGCCACAUAUUCUGGUUAUCAUUUUUGUCUUUUUUAAUUUUCUUCAUUUUUUCUGUGUCAUAAAUGUGGUGGGACAGCUCAUAGAGCAGCAGAGGGCAGCAUGGGCAUUGACAUUUCCCUUCUUGAAUUUGUUGUGUUGAUGUUCAGUUUCCUUCUUUAUUUAUCCCUUUGAAUUAAAGUCAGGACUCAAAAAGAGAAACAAAUGAUACUGUUACUGUUCACCCAGUCGCUGGAUGAACUCUGCUAUGAGACUUAGCACAGCAGUUUCCCUGCAGAAGUUAAAAAACAGUGAUAGUGACACAUUAACAACGUUAGCUACUGUCAAAGACUUGUCAGCUUUACAGAGAAACACCCAAGGCGGCUAAUCUAACACUAACCUGCAAUGUUGACUCCAGAAAAGAUCUACGCCGUCAGACUAAUUUAUUUAUUUGAAAACUCCUCAGACCUCCUUGCCUUUCAAGGCUCUGCCAUACUGACACUUAAAUAACCUUUUUGACACUAAAUCUUUCUGAAGGCCAGGGAGAAAAAAAGCUUUUUUCUCUUUCUGGACAUAUCCUUGUUUCCACAAGAAUUCCACCAAAUCUGAAGAAGUUAGCCUUCAAAAGGCAAAUGUUAAAAUUUGUAUGGAUGGUGAACCCUUUAUUUAAUGGAAGAGAACUUGAAAUGUUAAUAAAUGAAGUCUACCUUCUAAAAUUAUUUUAACAAGGGUCUGAAAGGGACAUAUAGAACAGUCAACUGUUUACGUCAUAUAUUUAAUUCAGGAGCUAAAAGUAUCAACCAUGAUUUAGAGCCUCUUGAUCCAGAAAAAAAUGUUCCAAGCAACCAACCAAACUUUUGUAUUGAUUUUAUUUAUAUUGUAUGAUGAAAAACAAGUUUGCUGGGGUUGUGGUUCACUGUGCUAGUUUGUACAAAAUGUUGUUUACAAAAAAAGGUAAAAAAAAAAAAUACAAGUAGACAGUUGCCAAAUAAAAACAUAGCACAAAUACUGUAAAAGUGCUUUGCACCAUUAUCUGCAGAACGUGUUGAAACAAAGUGUUUAAGUGUUUAAAAACAAUAAGAAGUAUUUACUUCUUAACUUUUUUAGUCUGCUGAAAACCAUUCAUAAAUUGUUAAUAUAACAUACUUAGACCUACAUGUUUUAUUUUUGUGUCUUUAAAGGAAAAUCCAAACUAUUGAAAUUGAUGGUCAAAUGUGCAGCAAGCAGCUGCUACUUUCUUUAAAUAUCAAAUUCUCAUGGUAUGUCUUUUAUUGUUCUAAUAAACCUAAGCUUACAUGACCUCCAGUGCAUAUUAGACCAUUCACUGUAUAAAUACAACAUGUUGAACAAAUUUGUGAGUUUUUAAUAAAAUUAGAAAAUAUGAAAUUUGGAUGAUAGG